AUGGCUUCAAACAACAAGGCAGUCUAUCACUACCUUGAUAUCGGCAGACUAGGUCGAGGAGAAGUCGUUAAGCUUUUUAUGAAAGAUGCCGGUUUCAACGUCAAAGAGGUCCGGUAUGCGUACGACGAGACCUGGCCAAAGGUCAGCAAGAUGCUGCAGGAGCAAGGUCUCACGAGAACGGGAAAAGUGCCCGCACUUGAAUACCAAGGCUUGAUUUUGACCCAGCACCUUCCGAUCUUGCGUUAUCUUGCUAGAGAUCUUGGCUCUUACGACGGAGAAACCAACCAAGAGAAAUAUGCUGUCGAUGUUGUCGCUGAUAUUUACAACGACUGGAGAUCCAAAUGGGUAGCCAAUUUGUCGAACAAAACAGAUCAGUAUAAAGAUCAGAUUGCACCGACGUACUAUAACAUCGUGGGUCAAUAUUACAGUGAUAACGACGGCCCCUACCUCCUAGGUAACAAGGCUACCUACGUUGAUUUUGCAGUUUAUCAAUCCAUUGAUAACGAUGAAAGGACUGGAACUCUUCCUUCUUCUCUCCCACAGUCGCUUCUCAAGUUGCGAGAAGCUAUUGAGAAGCGACCCAAUAUUUCUGAUUAUAUUAAGGAAACCCGCGAGGACUAG
This is a messenger RNA of Penicillium antarcticum, 621 nucleotides long. RefSeq names its product glutathione S-transferase. The transcript has 5 exons. Lineage: Eukaryota; Fungi; Ascomycota; Eurotiomycetes; Eurotiales; Aspergillaceae. Gene Ontology annotation, biological process: glutathione metabolic process. Gene Ontology annotation, molecular function: glutathione transferase activity. Bases 1 to 621 code for a protein of 206 amino acids. The record is from RefSeq and is a predicted model, not a curated record.